CUUUCCGUCGAAUGAUGACCUGUCUUGAUCCCCGUUACGACGCCCCAAGCAGGAGAUAUCUAACUGAUGUAUGUCUCCCUCAGUUGUACCAAACUGUGUACGCACACAUUGAAACCCUUCUGAAGGCUAACGUAUCCAUUAGUUUCACCAGCGAUAUUUGGAGUGCAGACGCAUGCCCAAUGUCUCUACUUAGCUUAACAGCGCACUUUAUUGAUGCUAAUUUUGAAAGACACAACAUUGUGCUACACUGUCAGGAGUUCACGGGGUCUCACUCCGCGGAGGCUUUGGUGGAGGCUUAUCGCUGUAUGUUUCAGUCAUGGGGGAUCCAAACGGAGCGAAUCCACGCCAUUCUAACCGAUAAUGCAAAAAACAUGCAAAAAGCCAUGAGAGACGCAGAUUUCCCUGGGCUCCCAUGUAUGGCUCACACGCUACAGUUGGCGGUACAUGAGGGAAUACUGUCUCAGCGCUCCAUCUCGGAUAUUGUAGCAUCAGGAAGACGCAUUGUUGGACACUUCAAACACUCUCCCUUGGCAUACAGUCGACUGGAGAGCUGUCAGAAGCAACUCGGCCAGCCAAUUAGAAAACUCCGCCAAGAUGUACCAACGCGCUGGAAUAGUUCUUUCUACAUGCUCCAGAGUCUCUUGGAGCAGAAACUGGCCCUCGCAUCAUAUGCAGCAGAAUACGAAUUGCCAUGCAACUUCACAGUCCACCAAUGGAAAUUGAUUGAAAACACAAUAACCAUCCUGGCCCCGUUUGAAGAGCUAACCAAAGAAAUCAGCUCAUCCACUGCGUCCGCUGCGGACGUAAUUCCAUGCAUCCGAGCGCUCACUCGUCUACUUGAGAAAACAACUGAGACGGACCAUGGCGUGAAGACGGCGAAAUCAGUGCUACUGGAAGCUGUCCGACGACGAUUCGCUGACAUUGAUGCACAGAAGUUGUACACAAUAGCUACAAUGCUAGACCCGAGGUAUAAAGACAGAUAUUUCUCAGAGGCACUCAAACCAUCUUUCCAUGAACAGCUUCAGAACGCCCUUGAAACCAGCCACCCUGAACUACCCAUCACUACAAGCACUGUGGAGCAACCCAGUUCCAGCAAGUCAACUGACAAGACCCCACCUGCCUGCUCUUUGCAGGCAAUGUUCGCAGAGUUAGUCGAUGAGGUAGCAGGGCAGAGUGAGCAGGAAAUUACCAUUAUCACCCAGGUCAGCCAGUACAUGGCAGAGUCUGUAUUGCAGCGCAGUUCAAACCCACUUGCCUAUUGGCAGCUGAAUAAAGGCCGCUUCCCUGCACUUGCACAGACAGCAAGAGCCUAUCUUUGUUCACCAUGCACAAGUGUGGAUAGUGAGCGGCUCUUUAGUACAGCUGCAAACAUCAUUGAUGACAAAAGAAACCGUCUCACCCCCAAAAAUGCAGAGAUGCUCAUAAUGAUCAAAAGAAACUUGCCCCAUGUUAUUGGGCAGUGAAAGAUUUUGUCCUUUGUGAUAGUAGGCCUUGCACGUUUUGGUUUUGUGGCCAAUUGUUUAUUUUAUCUUUAACCAGCAUUAACAAGCCAGUUUUCAAGUAGCCCAAGUUUUUUGUAAUGUGAGUUAGAAGCUGUCUGCUUGGCUUUCUAAUGUUCUUUUAUUUACAUUUUGAAUGGAAAGAUUCAUAU
This is a messenger RNA of Neoarius graeffei (lesser salmon catfish), 1651 nucleotides long. Its product is annotated as zinc finger BED domain-containing protein 4-like. The transcript has 2 exons. Gene Ontology annotation, molecular function: protein dimerization activity. The record is from RefSeq and is a predicted model, not a curated record. Bases 12 to 1463 code for a protein of 483 amino acids. Lineage: Eukaryota; Metazoa; Chordata; Actinopteri; Siluriformes; Ariidae.